AUGGGCUGUUGUGUGUCUAUAGACGAGGAGGUCGUACGCCCGGCCACACCACGCAAGCCUGAGACUCCUAGAGAGACGAUCAAGAGACAAUCGACUGGUGAUCACCCCGUCGGUUCCUUUAACGAUAUAAUAGGCUCUAGCACCUCCUCAAGCCAGCAUCAGCGCGUUGCCUCGGGAGGAGGCAGUGGAGCCGCGUCUGUAGGAGAGAGCAAGCGAUCAAACGGGUCAGCACCCGGGAGUCAAGUUGGCACGAGUGUUGGUCACUCAGACGCUGGUCGCGUGAUCAUCAGCGUAGGACACCACAGCGGCUCCGGGACAACUGAGCUGAGUAUUGACGCCUCGUUAAGAGAAUUCUCGUUCAAGGAGCUGGAGAAAGCAGCAAAGGGUUUCAGAGACGAUGGAAAGCUUGGCGAGGGAGGGUUUGGGAGCGUGUAUAAAGGGACUAUUGAUGCAAACAAGUCUGGAGGAGGGCAAAAGGUCGCCAUUAAGAUGCUGACGCUGGACGGAACACAAGGGGACCAGGAAUGGAUGGCUGAGGUUCGGUACCUGGGAGAGCUUCGGCAUCCAAACCUGGUGCGGCUAGUAGGGUACUGUGCAGAGGACAUGCAGCGUUUGCUGGUGUAUGAGUUCAUGGAGUAUGGCAGCCUCGAGCGAUACCUCUUUUCGCGCACCCGGGACCCAUUGCCAUGGGACAUUCGCAUGAAGGUGGCACUGCAUACUGCUCGCGGCCUUGCAUUCCUGCAUGAAGAGACGGAGCCGCAGGUCAUCUACCGGGAUUUCAAGACAUCCAACAUCCUCGUGGACAGGGAGUUCAAUGCGAAGCUGUCUGAUUUUGGGUUGGCAAGGGAUGGGCCCCAGGGAGGCAACACACAUGUGUCCACACGAGUCAUGGGCACAUUCGGCUAUGCUGCCCCCGAAUAUGUGCUCACCGGCCACCUGACAGCCAAGUCGGACAUCUACAGCUUCGGCGUGGUGCUGCUGGAGAUCAUUGCCGGGCGCAAAGCCAUGGAGCAGCAGCUGGUCCGGUCAGAGCAGAACAUCAUUGACUGGGCGCGGCCCUACUUCCGUGACCGCUCCCAACUGCCACGCCUCCUUGACAAGCGCAUUGUGGCAGCCGCCCAGGCCAAGCAGCAGCCCAUGCCGCUGGCUAAAGCGGUGGCGAAGGCGGCGGUGAUUGCGCAGUGCUGUGUGAAGGUGGAGCCCAAGGAGAGGCCCGCCAUGUCUGAUGUGGUCAGGUCCUUGGAAGCUGUGUUGCAAAUGUCUGUGCCUGCUGCACCUCCUGCUGGAGGCACAUAG
Molecule: messenger RNA, 1296 nt
Organism: Closterium sp. Naga37s-1
Lineage: Eukaryota; Viridiplantae; Streptophyta; Zygnematophyceae; Desmidiales; Closteriaceae
Source: the annotation of a GenBank genome assembly